Panicum virgatum (switchgrass) is the source of this 1426-nucleotide messenger RNA. RefSeq names its product BTB/POZ and MATH domain-containing protein 1-like. Gene Ontology annotation, biological process: protein ubiquitination. The transcript has a single exon. The record is from RefSeq and is a predicted model, not a curated record. Gene Ontology annotation, molecular function: protein binding. The coding region runs from base 223 to 1305 and encodes 360 amino acids. Lineage: Eukaryota; Viridiplantae; Streptophyta; Magnoliopsida; Poales; Poaceae.
GAUUGGAGCGAGGGUUUUGAUCGGAGAGGCGGACGGUGGGACGGAAGCCAAUCUGGUGGCGUGCGUGGCUUUCCUUCGCUCGAUCGCGUUUGGAAAUGUUCGAGCGUAGACAGGCACGUCACACGUGAAAAGCCUCGCGCCGCCUGGACAUUGCUUUCGCCUCCCCGGCUUCAAAACCACCAAAAACCCUAGCUUGGAUCCAAUCCAUUGACUCCGGCCGCCAUGCCGCCCCUGCCAGCGCCCCCGUGCACCACCGCCACGCGCUCCGCCAUCGUCGCCGGCACGGUGACCGGGCACCACCUGCUGGACGUCGAGGGGUACUCGCGCACCAAGGAGCUGUUCUCCAACGGCGCCUGCACCAACUCCCUCCCUUUCACCGUCGGCGGCCGAUCCUGGCACAUCUCCUACUACCCCAACGGCCGCGACCCCGGGAGCGCCGACUUCGUCUCCAUCUUCGUCGGUCUCGAGGUCGACCAGCUCUGCGCCGAGCCCGUGGCGGCGCGGGUCCAGUUCGGCCUGCUCGAUCGAGCCGGGAAGGCGGCGCCGUCGCACACCCUGCACGCGCUGUUCCGCUCCACCGACGGCUUCUGCUUCGGCUUCCCUAAGUUCAUCAAGAGGGCCGACCUGGAGAACUCGGAGUAUCUCAAGGACGACCGCUUCACUAUCAGGUGCGACAUCACCACCGCCAAGAAGCUCCGCAAGGAGUGGAGGAGAGCGUCGUCGUCCCGGUUCCUUGAUGUGCCGCCGUCUGACCUGCACCGACACCUCGGCGACCUCCUCGCGUCCAAGGAAGGCGCCGACGUCACGUUCCACGUCGCCGGCGAGACGUUCCAAGCGCACAGGAGCGUCCUCGCGUCCCGGUCGCCGGUCUUCAGGGCGGAGCUCUUCAGCCCGAUGACGGAGGGCGGCGCCGCGGCCGUUGUCGAGAUAGACGACAUGGAUGGGCAGGCGUUCAGGGCCCUGCUCGAGUUCGUGUACACCGAUGCCUUGCCGGAGGACAUGACCCCGGAGGAGGAAGCUGUGAUGUGCCAGCAUCUGCUGGUUGCUGCGGACAGGUACGGCAUGGAGAGGCUCAAGCUAGUGUGCGAGGACAGGCUUUGCCGGCAUGUCACCGUGGGCUCCGCCGCGACCAUCCUGGCUUUGGCCGAGCAGCACCGGUGCCAUGGCCUCAAGGACGCGUGCUUCCGGUUCCUCGAGCCCCCGGCUGUUCUCAAUGCCGUAGCAGCAGCCGAAGGCUUUGAGCAUUUGGCUAGAAGCUGCCCCUCUGUUGUGAAAGAUCUAAUCUUUAAGAUCACUGACUGUUAAAUUCUGGGGAACACACAGGUUAGUCGAGCUGAAAGGCAAACUACAGUUAAAAAGGAGCUAUAGUUUGCAGGAAAGAUGGUUCUUGUAUACUGGUAAUAUAUAUGCAUGCAUUAUAUAUUUA